Messenger RNA from Pogonomyrmex barbatus (red harvester ant), 3390 nucleotides. It is a transcript of the gene Rpn2, whose product is annotated as Regulatory particle non-ATPase 2. The record is from RefSeq and is a predicted model, not a curated record. Gene Ontology annotation, biological process: regulation of protein catabolic process; proteasome-mediated ubiquitin-dependent protein catabolic process. NCBI's taxonomy places the organism in Eukaryota, Metazoa, Arthropoda, Insecta, Hymenoptera, Formicidae. Gene Ontology annotation, molecular function: enzyme regulator activity. Gene Ontology annotation, cellular component: proteasome regulatory particle, base subcomplex; nucleus; proteasome complex.
UUAGUUAGUUUGUGGCGCGUCGUUGUAACACAUUCAUUGUGUGUUGUCGCUUCCGUUUUUCAGGAAAAUUGCUGUCAUUCGAUGAAAUUCAGCAAGAUGAAUAUCACUUCAGCAGCUGGUAUAAUCUCCUUGUUGGAGGAACCUAUGCCCGAAUUGAAGGUUUUUGCCUUAAAAAAAUUGGAUAUGAUAGUUGAUGAAUUCUGGCCUGAGAUUUCUGAAGCCAUAGAAAAGAUUGAGAUCUUGCAUGAAGAUAAAUUGUUUCAACAACAUGAACUGGCCGCUCUAGUUGCUAGCAAAGUAUAUUAUCAUUUGGGAAGCUUUGAAGAUUCAUUGACUUAUGCCCUUGGAGCAGGAGAGUUGUUUGAUGUCAAUGCUCGAAACGAAUAUGUCGACACUACUAUUGCUAAGUGUAUUGAUUAUUACACCCAGCAACGUGUCCUGGAAGCAGAAGGAAAACUUCCAUCAGGCAGCAAAGGCAUUGAUCCUAGAUUAGAGGGAAUAGUGAAUCGAAUGUUUCAACGUUGCUUGGAUGACAAUCAAUAUCGCCAGGCACUAGGUCUUGCUCUGGAGACACGCAGGAUGGAUAUAUUUGAAGCAGCCAUUAUGCAAUCUGACGAUGUGAGCGGUAUGUUAUCGUAUGCCUUCCAAGUGGCUAUGAGUUUAAUUCAAAAUCGUGGAUUUCGCAAUACUGUUCUUCGCUGCUUGGUCAGCCUCUACCGAAACCUCGGAACUCCUGAUUACGUCAAUAUGUGUCAAUGUCUGAUUUUCUUGGAUGAUCCAUUAGCCGUAGCCGAGCUUCUAGAUCGACUGAGCAAGGGUUCGCAUGAUUGCGUGAUGAUGGCUUAUCAGAUUGCCUUCGAUUUAUAUGAAUCUGCAACGCAACAAUUCCUGGGACGUGUUCUGCAGGCUCUGCGAGCCACUGCGCCUAUUCCAGGCGCGUUAAUGGUUAAACCAGUGGUUAAACCUACUGCUACCACCACCACCACCAUCACCACCACUACUACCACCACCACCACCACCACCACCACCACCACCACUACCACUACCAAAACUACUGAAGCCAGUACCGAGUCCACGAACAUGGAAGUCGAUGAGGAAACAACUGCUCCCAGUGAGGAAGAAAAGGCUCAGCGUAGCGUCGAAAGUUUGAAUGCAGAGGAGAAAGAGCAACAACAGCGUGUGGAUUCUCUGUCCAGAAUUUUAGGUGGCGAAAUUUCUAUUGAUUUGCAUCUACAAUUCUUGAUUCGUAGCAAUCAUACCGACAUGCUGAUUCUGAAAAAUACUAAGGAUGCUAUAAGAGUCUCAAUUUGUCACACUGCCACUGUUAUUGCGAACGCUUUCAUGCAUUCGGGAACAACAAGCGAUCAAUUUUUGAGGGAUAAUUUGGAAUGGUUGGCUCGUGCUACUAAUUGGGCUAAGCUGACUGCGACGGCUUCUUUGGGAGUUAUUCAUCGAGGUCACGAGCAGGAAGCUUUAGCUUUAAUGCAAUCUUAUUUGCCGAGAGAUUCUGGUGCCGCUGGUGCCGGAUAUUCUGAAGGUGGUGGUUUAUAUGCUUUGGGACUUAUACAUGCUAAUCAUGGGGCCGCUAUUACGGAUUACCUUUUAGGCCAAUUAAAAGAUGCCCAGAAUGAGAUGGUCCGUCAUGGUGGCUGUCUCGGUCUUGGAUUAGCCGCGAUGGGUUCACAUAGACAGGACGUUUAUGAACAAUUAAAAUUUAACUUAUAUCAAGAUGAUGCCGUAACUGGUGAAGCGGCUGGAAUUGCAAUGGGUAUGGUCAUGCUGGGAUCUAAAUCAACGCAGGCAAUCGAGGAUAUGGUUGCGUAUGCCCAAGAGACGCAGCAUGAAAAGAUCUUGCGUGGUCUGGCGGUCGGCAUUGCUUUCACGAUGUACGGCCGCCUCGAGGAAGCUGAUCCCCUGGUGACGUCCUUAUGCGCAGACAAGGAUCCGAUUCUACGUAGAAGCGGCAUGUACACCCUGGCGAUGGCCUACUGCGGCACCGGAAACAAUCAGGCCAUCCGCAAACUUCUGCAUGUUGCCGUCUCUGAUGUUAACGAUGACGUUCGACGAGCCGCGGUUACGGGUCUGGGCUUCCUGCUGUUCCGAACUCCGGAACAAUGUCCUAGUGUGGUGUCUCUCUUAGCGGAAAGUUACAACCCUCAUGUGAGGUAUGGUGCUGCGAUGGCCUUGGGUAUCGCCUGCGCGGGUACCGGCUUGAAGGAAGCUAUCGCUCUGUUGGACCCAAUGACUAAUGACCCUGUGAAUUUCGUCAGGCAAGGUGCUCUGAUCGCCUCUGCCAUGAUUUUGAUACAACAGACAGAAGCCACGUGUGCUCGCGUUAAAGAUUUCAGGGCCUUAUAUGCGAAAGUUGUUGUGGAUAAACACGAGGACGUGAUGGCCAAGUUCGGAGCAAUUCUGGCGCAAGGAAUUAUCGACGCCGGUGGCCGUAACGUGACAGUGUCUUUGCAAUCGCGUACCGGACAUACGAACAUGCUGGCUGUGGUCGGUGCCCUGGUGUUCACUCAAUAUUGGUACUGGUUCCCAUUGGCACAUUGCUUGGCUCUGGCUUUCACGCCCACAUGUAUGAUCGCUCUGAACGCUCAAUUGAAAAUGCCCAAAUUGGAGAUUAAGUCUAACGCUAGGCCGAGCGUAUACGCUUACCCCGCACCUCUCGAGGAAAAGAAGAGGGAGGAACGAGAGAAGGUCACUACCGCUGUUCUUAGCAUUGCCGCUCGUGCUAGGAGACGCGAGACCGAGAGAAAGGCCAGGGAUUCCCACGAGAAGAUGGAAGUGGAUCCGCCUUCAGAGACUUUGCCAAAGGAGCUUCAGGAAGUGAAGGAAGCUGCAUCGUCUUCGAAGGAGAAAGAUGAUAAGAAGAAGGAUGAGAAAGAACCCGCUAAGGAAUCCAAGGAGAAGCCGGAGAAGAAGGUAGCUAAAGAUGAAGAGAAAGAAAAGGAGCCUGAGCCGAGUUUCGAGAUCCUUCAGAAUCCUGCGCGAGUUUUGCGUCAGCAAUUGAAGGUUAUUCAACUAACCGAGGGUAGUCAUUAUACUCCCGUUAAGGAUAUUCAGAUCGGUGGCAUUGUCAUGGUUAAGUACAUGCAGACGGAUAAGGAGGAGGAACUUGUCGAGCCUGUCGCCGCUUUCGGACCGAAGCCGGAAGAAGAAAAGGAAGCCGAACCACCCGAGCCCUUCGAGUAUACUGAAGAUUAAAGGCCGGAAACACGUGUCACUCUGUUCCGUCAUCCUGUCGUCCGUCAUUGCGAUAUACUCGUUGUUUUUUUUCGUUAAUAUCUUCUUUGCCUCUUUUUUAUAUUCAUUGCGGUUUUCUUUCGCAUAUCUAUUUAAUCAGCGGAAUACUCUGCGAGCUGCAAUAAAGCCGUUGCGUCAGAGCUA